Molecule: messenger RNA, 949 nt
Organism: Monopterus albus (swamp eel)
Lineage: Eukaryota; Metazoa; Chordata; Actinopteri; Synbranchiformes; Synbranchidae
Gene: il12a
Product: interleukin 12a
Exons: 7
Coding region: 92-724 (210 amino acids)
Biological process (GO): immune response
Cellular component (GO): extracellular region
Molecular function (GO): growth factor activity; interleukin-12 receptor binding
Source: RefSeq, a predicted model, not a curated record
CAUGGGCCUAUAAGACUAUCAGAUUAGGGAGGCAGCAACACAUUACUGCUGAUUUACCAGCUCGACCAAAGAUCUCUAUCUAAUCAGAAAGAUGGCGAAUUCUGAUUUACACUCCGCCAGCUGUGCGCUGCUGCUGCUUCUCCUGACCCUGGGGUGGCGCGCGUCCACGGGAGUCCCGGUGCCCGAUCUGAGCACAGAGAAGUGCGAACAGUGCUCUUUGCUCUUCAGGAGCCUCCUGCUAAAUUUCACAGAUCUUCUCAACAGCUCCAAGGUGUGUUUUGGCAUCACAUCCAAUAAAGUGGUGCUGAAGAGUAAAGCCCAGACAUUACUGACCUGCACCCCCACUUUGAGUCAGAACCAAGGUUGCCUGGUGCAAGGGAACUCGUCCUUCAAUGAGAGUGAGUGUCUGAGGAACAUCAUGAAGGACUUGGCCCACUACGAUACUGUGAUUCAAUCCUACAUCAAGUCCUCACUCAGAAAUCCUGAGGAAGAAGUUCCACCCCUGAACCAAACUCUGGGAAUAAUACAGAGCCUGAGGAAGAACUGUGCCAUGAUGACAAAUGGAGAGGACGACUCUGCAGAGGAGGUCACUGUCCCGGUGUGGGGCAGUGAAAGCUUCAUAAACAGACAGGACAUGUGUAAUAUGUUGAGAGGGUUCUAUGUCCGAACCAUCACUAUCAACCGAGCUAUGGGCUACAUUUCCUCAGGAGACCACAGGAAGUAAACAUCCUGCGCCCUCAACAUCACCACCAUCAUUCCAAUCAGUACAACAAUAGCUCUACUCCAUUAUUUUAUUACAAGUAAACUGGCCUUACUGAUCAUCCACUACCAUCACUUACAACUACUGACCAAGUAGUACUUUACACUGCGUAUGCGGCACAACAGGCAUAAGCUAGCUGGCUCAGCUCAGUGAGAGCUGAACGUCAAACUAUUGCUAAGGUUAGCAGUG